Messenger RNA from Anopheles merus, 1402 nucleotides. RefSeq names its product serine protease snake-like. The coding region runs from base 47 to 1255 and encodes 402 amino acids. The record is from RefSeq and is a predicted model, not a curated record. The transcript is spliced from 7 exons. Gene Ontology annotation, molecular function: serine-type endopeptidase activity. NCBI's taxonomy places the organism in Eukaryota, Metazoa, Arthropoda, Insecta, Diptera, Culicidae. Gene Ontology annotation, biological process: proteolysis.
GGAUGUUAGUCUCAUCUCGGCGCUUGGCUGUAGCUGACGAAUAAUAAUGGGCUGCGUUUGUUUAAUACUGCUUGUUAGUUUGGUGAGAGCUACUGUUGCGGAUCUCUAUCCAGUACUGUCGGGUUUGGAUGAAGAUCUACCGGAGAAUUCUUUUAUGCCGAAUGAGCGAGCUACAAUCGAUGACUGUCACUUACGUCACUACAGACAUGGAAACACUGGUAUAGUAGGACCGGCGUUUGCUAAGCCGGCCUUUUUAACGGAGUUUGCACACAUUGGAGCAAUCGGUUGGACUCAACCGGACGGCAAGAUUAUAUGGGGAUGCGGUGGCUCAUUGAUAUGGAACAAUUUCAUUAUCACCGCUGCUCAUUGCACUGCGAAUGAUGAUAAUGUUUCCCCAGAUGUAGUUCGCUUCGGAGAUUUGAACAUAUACAGCGAUGAAGAUGAUAAGUACGCACAACAGUUAACGAUCGUGAGCAUCAUUCGUCACCCUAAGUACAGUUUUAGUGCCAGAUAUUAUGACAUAGCGCUGAUGAAGUUAGAUCACAAUGUCACUGUACACGAGACAGUUGCACCCGCUUGUCUAUGGCUAGACGAAGAAGUCCGGUUUAAGGAACUAGAAUCAGCCGGAUGGGGACAGACAGGAUUUGUUGAAUCUCCAACACCCAUUCUUUUAAAAAUUACUUUGAAACCGAUGAGCAAUGAUAAUUGCACCGAACAUUACACAUCCACUACCGUUCGAGGCUUGCAAAGAGGGCUUGAUCAGCAUCAUAUUUGUGCUGGAGAUGCUAAGAUGGACACAUGUUUGGGUGAUUCUGGAGGCCCUCUGCAUAUACGGCUACAGCAUAAUUACAAAGUUACGCCUUUCCUCGUAGGCCUAACCUCAUUUGGGCGACCUUGUGGACAAUCUCACCCAGGAGUAUACACCCGCAUAGCACCGUUUCGCUCAUGGAUUGUGGAAACACUGCAGAACAACGGAUUGACGGGACUGAGGAACAGUGACUUUGAUCCUGCCGACUGUGCUUUACGUCACGUUGCAAUACGACAGUUGGCUAUUUCGAACGUCGUAACUAACCAGUCCGGCGUGUUCGAAUCAUUCGAUAUACAGCGAGAGUAUAUUUCGCGCGAUUAUGUAGGGGAAAAAGUGCAGCUUAAAUGGCCUGAUACAGUUACGCCCCAGAAAAACAAUUGUAUGGGCUCCAUUAUUGACCACAACAUAGUGGUUACGUUGGGUGACUGUACCUCGGAUGCAGGGUGAUGUGGAUUGAGAUUUUGCAUAACUUUCUUUACAAACUUUAAUACUUUUUUUAAUUUCAGACUGCAACCAUCGCAUGUAUUGCAUGCUGAAAGAACCGACGUUUGGGUACGGGACACUCCAGUUCUAGAUGAAAAGUUGUACAAUGUG